AUGCUUAUGUACCCACGUAAGGGUCUCAUCACCGAUCCAUACAACUCUGAGGACAUCAUCAUACAAGACGACCAGUACCCACCUGAGUUCUACUCUGAGUCCUACUGUUCGGACCGUCUGCAAUCACCCUUCCAGUGUCACCCGACUGUACAGCUCUCCCCACCUUCUUCCACACCUUCCUCGCCUGCUCUUUCCUCGCCAACUUUCUCGAUCCCCUACCCGCAAACGUCCGACUCUCAAUCGUACGGGGCUCCUUCGAUGACCCCCGCCUCUUCAUACAACCCGUCGUACGACAUCCAGGGUUCCGCUUCGCCUCACUACUUGCCUCAAUACCCCCAGCAAUAUUAUACCCCAAUGUUGGCGCAACAACCUCUCCCCAGCAACCAGGCCUGGGACGGCAACAUGCAAUUGUUGAGCCCCGCGCGCAUUCCCUACCCCGGCGUGCAGAAGAGAUCCUCGCCCUCGGUCACUUCGCGAUCCAUGCCUGGCUACCACCGCCGGUCGACCAGCGCUAACAAGCCAUUGCCCACGCCGGUGCAAACCCCGCUGCAGAACUCUUUCCUCGCCACACCCUUCCAGAACUUCGACCCCUCAUCACAGGACCUCCACAGCGCCGAGGCUGAAACAGCUAUGCGGCGGGCAAUCAUGGACCAGCAGAAGCAAUCAUCCCCUCAGCAGCUCCAGGGGGAUUACUCUCUGGCCCCUUCAGUGUCAACCUUGAGCCACAAUUCCCCCGUGACCCCCCAGACGAGUCUCGAUGAGCUCGACGACGCAUCGAAGUCGAUGAGCAAUGGUGAGAUUCGAAACCCUGAAAUCGACCGGUGGAUGACCCAAUACUUACAUUUUGAUGCCUCAGAAUACAACAAUGGCAUGCCUAUGGGAGUUCCCAGGUUGGACCGCACUAUUUCCGAUAUCUACCAGGAUGAACUUUACAAUCCCGCGGUGAUGGCCGCUCCCCAGGUGGCUAAGCCUGGACAGAACCUGACCCCUCGCAACUUUAUCGCCGAUCGACUGAACGCCGCCAACCAAGGACAUAUGUCUGCCCGCUCUCAAUCGCCCGUCAACCGACGGGAUCGCUCCCCUUUCCGCCCGUCCUCUCCCUUUGCCGGAGACAUGGGCAGUGAGGCCCUUCAGCAGCCCCAGGCCACGAGCGUUCCCAUGCAUGGAAUGAACAUGAACCAGAACACUGGCGACAUCAAGACCAUGUCCCCGAAGGAUGCCGUCCUGGAUUUCCAGGACGCCGAGGACCCCGCCAUGCCUCCUCUCUUCCCCAACGGCAUCCCCACCGGACAGGCAGAUUUCAAUCUGGGCGAUGCGCUCGGCUUGCGACGCGACAGUGGCUCGAUGCGAUCGAUGGAAGCCUUCCCUCAGUACAGCGCGCCCGCCAUGUCCCAGCCUCAAUUCGCCUUUACCCAACCUCCCAGCCGCAACAACCUCCUCCAGCAAUCCUCCGACUUCCCCUCCCUUCCUACCGUGGAAUCGACCGAGACUCCCCAAAGCCAGAUCCCCAUGCCUACGGAGAACAUUUCGCGACCCGGCAACACUACUUCGGAUUCCGGCACUUAUACUUGCACCUACCACAACUGCGCCUACCGCUUCGACUCUCCCUCCCGAUUACAGCGACACAAGCGCGAGGCCCACCGCCAAACCACGCCGGGCGGGCACUUGAUUAGCCGCGACACGUCGCUUCGCAACUCCCAGGCGGGACCCCACAAGUGCGAGCGCAUCAACCCGUCUACGGGCAAGGCGUGCAAUUCUAUCUUCUCUCGUCCCUACGAUCUUACCCGACACGAACACACGAUCCACACUGCCGGGAAGCAGAAGGUGCGCUGUCACAUCUGUAACGAGGACAAGACGUUCAGCCGAAACGAUGCUCUCACAAGGCACAUGCGAGUGGUGCAUCCUGAGAUCGAUUGGCCAGGCAAGCAACGCAGACGGAACUAA
This is a messenger RNA of Penicillium olsonii, 1944 nucleotides long. NCBI's taxonomy places the organism in Eukaryota, Fungi, Ascomycota, Eurotiomycetes, Eurotiales, Aspergillaceae. The record is from the annotation of a GenBank genome assembly.